AACUGAAGUACUAUGUUAUAGAAGAUAGCACAAUAAGAUACACUUCAUAACUAUGGCAGGGAUCUUCGACAGAUUCCGGUUCGGCGCCAAGCGCGAGCGUGACGAAGAUACGGUAGACGCUAUUCCAUGCGUUGAGGACAAUUGCAACGAUACUGCGGAGUCUGUUGCGGACGUUUUUGCGAAGAGAACCAAGAACAGACACAAGGAGCCAGAGAGCGAGAAAGAAGCUCAAGCGAGCGGCAAGUGGCAGGAACGCUGGCAUGCCAUUUGCGACGACUGCUUUGAACAGGCUCUGCCUUGUGUUCACUACCCAGAUCGUCGUCUUCGCUUACUUAUUGUAGGUCAUAAUCCCUCAGACCAUGCAUGGAAGACUGGGUAUUCCUACAGUAACCCAACGAACCGCAUGUGGAUGUUAUUGACUGGGACACUGUCGCCACACUCGUGGGAGGGCGUUGUGCCUUCAACGGCGAGUAUCAUGGAACAAAACAUCUUGCCUACUGUCCAUGGUGUUGGCUUCACGUCGAUCGGACUAGUGCCUGGCAAUGAUGCUUCAAAAUACGGCAAGGCAACAAUGGAAGCAUGGCGAGAUAGUUUCUUCCAACGGCUACGUCGCCAUGCUGCACAAGUUUGUCUGAAUGACCACGAUGCCAUCGUGAAACAGGAAGAUGAAGGUGAAGAAGCUCAACAGACCGAGUGCACGCUUCCACACGCCCCGAUAUUGAUCGCGUUCUCCGGCAAGCGGCAGUUCAGCUGGUUGUUCUCACCACCUUUGUCCAAGAUCGAGAACUACGGUAAGCAAACGAGAUUCCCUCCAGGAUGGCCACGCGAGCUUCGUGCAGAUAGCGAAGUGUGGGUUCUUCCCAGUUCCAGCGGUCGAGCUGCCAUGACCACGGCGCAACGUACGCUGCCCUAUCAACAGCUAGCGGAGCGUCUUCAUCAAAUUCCUUGGGGUGACAUCAAGAAGGAGUAGCAUGUUUUAUAUUUUACUUGGAAAUCAUGCUCAAGAUCUCGCCGAUCUUCGGUCGUUCGGACGGCAUGUACGACAGACAACGCAAUGUUAACUCGCGGAAGGCAGCAGGAGAGUCCUCUGCGAGCGAUGGCUUCAGGCGCUGGGCAACCACCUCAGUGGCAAUAAAAAUAUCAGCCAUGGUAUGGCCACGUUCCUCCGAUACGUGUUCAAACAGCUUGCUGCGCGACGAAAUCUCGCAGAAAAUAACACCAAGCGCGUACACCUCAGCUGCUGCUGUGAUCUCCUCGCCCUUGAGUAGUUCAGGUGCCCGACUAGCGAUAUCUCCGUGUCCGAAUGACCUCACAGGUACCAAAUCCGUUCGAAGACUCGAGGCAUAGUCGAAGAUGUCCAGCUUACAAGUAAGCUGAGCGUCAAGGAGCACACUUCUAGCCGUCAGAUUCCGCGACAACAUGCUUCCUUGGAUGGAGCGAAUGAAGUCCAAUCCACUGCAGAUAUCCUUGCACAUCUGAAGCCGUUGAGGCCAUGUCAGCUCGACCUUGUUAUCCGCUAGUACCGAUCUGAGACUGCCCUUGGACAUGUGCUCCACGACGAUAAGAACCUCUUCGCGAUCUGUCC
Phytophthora nicotianae INRA-310 is the source of this 1585-nucleotide messenger RNA. RefSeq lists its product as hypothetical. The record is from RefSeq and is a predicted model, not a curated record. Gene Ontology annotation, molecular function: mismatch base pair DNA N-glycosylase activity. Gene Ontology annotation, biological process: base-excision repair, AP site formation. The coding region runs from base 53 to 970 and encodes 305 amino acids. The transcript has 4 exons. Lineage: Eukaryota; Oomycota; Peronosporomycetes; Peronosporales; Peronosporaceae.